This is a messenger RNA of Drosophila biarmipes, 1340 nucleotides long. Its product is annotated as heterogeneous nuclear ribonucleoprotein A3 homolog 2. The coding region runs from base 199 to 1125 and encodes 308 amino acids. The transcript has a single exon. Lineage: Eukaryota; Metazoa; Arthropoda; Insecta; Diptera; Drosophilidae. The record is from RefSeq and is a predicted model, not a curated record.
UGACUGAGUUUGUGCGUCGUCAUCGCCGCUGAUGUCUCUGUUUAUAUUAUUUUGUGUUGGUUUUUCGGUUCUCGGGUGCGGUUAUAUAAGUAGCGUGUGCCGAUCGCAUAUCUGAACUAUUCUGUUGCGGGAGCUUGCCGCGACGAAGCGAAAAAUACGGGUCAGUGAGUGAGCGAAUAAGUCGAAUCAAGCCAAAUCAUGCAGAGCUGUUGCCUCAUCAUCCUGGCCUUGUGCCUCCUUGGACUAGUGGGGGCUAAGUCUUCGGAGGGGGAUCGAGAUCAGUGGGUCUGGCGAUCGUACAAUCGUCAGGAGCGCUCUUUUCGGGACGUUGGUCGCAGUUCCCCCAUAAGGAACUCCUAUGAGCAAAAGCUGAGGAGGGAACCUACGACGCGAAGACCCUUGCCAGGUCAACCGGAGAACGAUGAGAUCGAGGACUAUGCCGAUGUGGAGCCCACCAGAUCAUCGGAUACUCCAAAUGUGGGCACUCGUCAGUACAAUCCCUACGGAGGUCAACCCAAUGCCGGGCAAUUCGGAGGACUGGGAGGCUAUGGCGGAAAUCCAGGUGUGCUGGUCGGGCCCGGAGGACCCACUGGAAUCAUAGGGAGACCUCCGCUGUACCCCAAUCCCUACCAACAAGGCUACGGCGGAUUCUCGGGAGCCCAGAACGGAAUUGGUGGAUAUCCCGGAAGCUAUGCAGGAGUAGGACAGGGGCUUCCCGGAGCAGGAUUCCCCGGCACCAACUUUAACAACUAUCCCACCACUGGUCUAGGCCUCAACCAAUUUCCCAGCAAUGGACAAUUCCCUUAUGGAUCCUAUCCAGGAGGUGACUUCAGUGGCAACCAAUUUGCGGGAGCCGGUGGACAAUUUCCAGGACUAGGACAGUAUCCGGCCAACCAGCAGUUUGGAGGACCUCAGUACACCGAGGGAUAUGGUCUGGCUGGAGGAUUGGGCUUGGGUCAACUGGGAGUUGGAAACGGUGGUGUUGGCUACGGCAGUAGUUUCCCACCUCUGGGAGGAGGCUUUGGCUACGACGAGAAGUCUCCAGCUGUGGCAGAAGGCAAAAGUGCUAAGAGUGUGGCUGCGGCACCCAGAAAUGUGAACGAUAAGCUCAGCAAGAAGGUCUAGGGUAGAGAUGUGGAACUAAAAGUAUUCCUUCCUUACUUAUCCCUAAAAGAUAAAAGGUCUGCAAUCGAAUUUAAAGACCCCUGAAUGUAUUGUUCCCCUUUUACAGAUUUCUCAUUCUCAGUUGUAAAUAGUACCUUAGUGAGCAGUAUUUUAGGCGUAGUUUAAAUGUAGAUUAAGCAAAUAAAUCCCAACGUUUGUCCAACUAAGGUUUUGUG